Brassica rapa (field mustard) is the source of this 3752-nucleotide messenger RNA. RefSeq names its product B3 domain-containing protein At3g11580. Gene Ontology annotation, molecular function: DNA-binding transcription factor activity; DNA binding. NCBI's taxonomy places the organism in Eukaryota, Viridiplantae, Streptophyta, Magnoliopsida, Brassicales, Brassicaceae. The record is from RefSeq and is a predicted model, not a curated record.
GUUAUUUAUAACAAAAUAAGACAGUUUCAGCUACUGAGGUACUUUUUUCUAAUUUUAUCACAUUUCGUUUAAUUUUUUAAGUUAAAACAUAACUAUAUACUAAUUCAGUAGGACCCACUAUCAUCUCUCUCUUAUCUUCUUUAUUUUGAACUUUUUUUUUUAAUGAUUGACUUUUAUCUUUUUUAUCGUUUUGAAGUUUUCAUCAUUUUUUUUUCAAUUCUUUUUUGUCAUGAGGUCCUUGGACAUCAUGAUACUAUCACGCAGGAGUCGGGCAGCGUCAUCAAGAAUCUCGCACUCAACAAUGGAGAUUUAGAACAAAAUGUUUAACAAAUUGGAAAAAAAAAAAACAGUUUUGUUCAAAUUUUUGAAUGUAAAACCAUGAAUUAGGUUUGAAAUCUAUCAGAUCUGGACAAAAUACAUGAAAAAGUGAAGGAAUUCGUAAAGAAUCGUGAAAAAUAGGUGAGAAAGGCGGAGAUUAGAGUUUCUGGUCGAUAGUGACCAAGAAAGAAGACGAGGUUAUUUUCGUAAUUUUCCAUCAUUAACUAAAUCAAAGAGAUUGUGUACACAAUUUUCUCUUUUUGUAGGCUUUCUAUCUCAAUAACUAAGCAUCUACGACUUCGUGAGCUCACAAUAACGUUAACACAAUGUACAUGUGAAUUAUUUUCCUUCUUCCUAUAUACACGCAUGGUCAGACAUCUUUGAAAUCUGAGUGAACCCAAAUAUCAUCCUUCACAUUUUGUGUAAGAGCUUCUGUGUUUUCAUGGUAGCUUCAUGGUAGAUCUUAGCUUGAUUAAUUUCUGAUUGUUUUACAUAUGUACACUAUCAUAUUUAGCGUACACAUAUACACGUCUUUAUUUAAAAGAUGUAUGACCUUGCGUGUACAAAUCUGAUUGAAUCCCAAUAUUUUGGUAUAGAGGUGCUUGUAUGGGUAUGGUACACACCCUUUUGUACAUGUGGAUAUGUAAAGCGAUGUACACGUGUAUAUAAAAAUGAAUCAAUAUAUAUGAACAAGUUGUACACAUAUAGGUGGAUUGGUUGUUGCUUACUAAAACAAUACCAAAAUACAUAAUAAAUAGAUCAAGUCAAACUGAAAAUGGUGUAUAUGACAAUAGGUGCACACAUGAUUUUGUGUUUUACUCAUAUUAGCUUUGAUGUUAGUUCAUUUAAUUUAUUUUCCAAUGCAUUUAAGAAUUAAAACAUGAGUUUAGGAUUUUAAAGAGAAUACACGAUUCUACGAUACAUUACUUUAGUAAUAUACAAUGUACACAUGUAAAGAUAAAAAUGUACACAUGUAAAGAUGUUCACAUGUUAUCUUUGUACACAUGUAAUCAUGUACACAUGUAAUCAUGUACAUGUACAUAUAAAAUCAUGUUGUACAUUUUUUGCAAUUUUAUUUAAGGAGUGGCAUUUUAGUAAUUUUUCUUUAAGGGAUGUCUAGUUUUAUGUACACAUGAAUUGUUGUACAUGUGGAUAGUGUAUAUGUAUGUACAGCAUAUCAUGUACAUAUGAAUCAUUUAUUUUUCAUAUUUUUUAAUGAAGGGUAUUUUCGUAAUUUUAACUUUAUCUUCCCAAAAUCAAUUAGGAUUUUCUGUAAUUUCCCUCUAUAACCGCCAGCCAUUAUUCUCACCUUAAUCAUCCUUUUUUUUUCUUGCUUAUAAUACAUUUAAACAUGUAAAAAUAUCAUAUAAGACAUAAUUUCAAGCUCCAAAUGAUUUUGUUUCUACAACAAAAACGUAAAUCUUGUUUUUUCUUUUUAUUAAUGUCACAGCGUGAGAGGGAUGAAUUGUGGAACACGACGUGAAAGAAGAAGCUUUUUAACAGCUUUCGGCGAAGCCAUUCCCUUCACCGAUGCUUUUAUUAUAUGGUUUAUACCAUUAUUUCCAUGGUUAUAAUAAAGAAAAUAGGGACGAAGAUGAAAUACUGAAUGAGUCAACUUAGUUAUAUUUAAAUUAUAAUUUAGUUAGAAGAAAAGAGAAUAGUUAGAAGAAAGUUAGAAAAAAAUGUCUAAGGAGCAAUAACUGCUCUAAAAUAUAAUAAAAAACUCAAAACUGUCCUAGAGUGAAAAUAACUCAAGUUAAUUUUAUGUGUGUUAUCUUUAUUGUUACAUGUAAAUUUUAUAUUAUCAUAAAUGUAAAUAAUUUGUUUAUCAAAUUAAACUUUGUAUACGCAUAGUUACGUCAUUACCGAAGAGUCAUUAACAGACGAAUAAAGUAAUCACCAGACUUGGUUGGCUUGUAUCCCUUUUAUUUUGUACACAAGUUUAUAUUUAACCAUAUAAGUUCAUGAACGAGAUAAAGUCAUUAUUAAGACAAAGCCACACUAACUUUAUAAAUAACCUUAUAACAUGUUAGGACUUGGGAUCCAAUACCAUUUAAGACAAGGUUGCAUCAAACAAUGACUAAAACUAUUCAAUACUAUAUUUUUAAAUGUUCGCUUUUUUUUUGUCUAAAAAUGUUCACUUGAUAUACAUGAACUGCAAAAGAGAAAAAAAAGAAAAUUGAAAUAAAUUAAAUAAUGAUUGAAAAGAAAUAUCAUCACGCAAAACCUUAAAAGUACUUUCGAUGUCGUGUCCUCCUCCUCUUCAUGUACAUCAAAAUAGUUUUUUUUUCUUUUAACAUCAAAAUAGUUCCCACAGUUUUCACAUCAACUUAACCAUUUUCACAAUUUUCACUUUUUCUGUUACCUUCGUAUAAUACUAUAUUUAGUACCAUUACCCAUCACUCUUUCACCACCAAACAUCUGCACAUCCUCUCUGUUCUCUCUCGCUCUUUCUCUCUCUUUCUCACUCUCCAAGAAAACAAUCACAAAAUGUCAGUCAACCAUUACUCAAACACUCUCUCGUCGCACAAUCACCACAACGAACAUAAAGAGUCUUUGUUCGAGAAGUCACUCACGCCAAGCGAUGUUGGAAAGCUAAACCGUUUAGUCAUACCAAAACAACACGCCGAGAGAUACCUCCCUCUCAAUAAUUGCGGCGGCGGCGGCGACGUGACGGCGGAGUCGACGGAGAAAGGGGUGCUUCUCAGCUUCGAGGACGAGUCGGGAAAAUCUUGGAAAUUCAGAUACUCAUAUUGGAACAGUAGUCAAAGCUACGUGUUGACCAAAGGAUGGAGCAGGUACGUCAAAGACAAGCACCUCAACGCAGGGGACGUCGUUUUAUUUCAACGGCACCGUUUUGAUAUUCAUAGACUCUUCAUUGGCUGGAGGAGACGCGGAGAGGCUUCUUCCUCUUCCGCCGUUUCCGCCGUGACUCAAGAUCCUCGAGCUAACACGACGGCGUACUGGAACGGUUUGACUACACCUUAUCGUCAAGUACACGCGUCAACUAGUUCUUACCCUAACAACAUCCACCAAGAGUAUUCACAUUAUGGCCCUGUUGCUGAGACACCGACGGUAGCUGCAGGGAGCUCGAAGACGGUGAGGCUAUUUGGAGUUAACCUCGAAUGUCACAGUGACGUUGUGGAGCCACCACCGUGUCCUGACGCCUACAACGGCCAACACAUUUACUAUUACUCAACUCCACAUCCCAUGAAUAUCUCAUUUGCUGGAGAAGCAAUGGAGCAGGUAGGAGAUGGACGAGGUUGAUAAUCAUCCAAAAAGAAGUGACAACUUUAGUUUUAACUUUAGAUUAUGAGCGCACUCCAUACUUGGCCCAAUUGUCAUAGAUAAAACACAAAAAGGAGGAGAAUUAAUAAUUAUCCGUUAUCUAUACUAUUAAAAGGGAAAGGGAAGAAAUUCUAAAAAAUCUACUA